AUGGGUGGCGCAAUCAACACCUUGGCCUUUCCUGCUCCCAACUUGCCCCGCCAGUUCUACGAGGACGAGCUCAAGAGGCGUCCGGAUCUUGUAUGGCUGGAAACCACCCACCAGGAGCGAAUCCCAGCUUGCCACGUCAAGGGAGGUUCCUCCGGCAAGCAGGGCCCUCACAUGGGCGGUGCGGAUGUCUUCAGCUACGAGUACGUGGGCUACUCUCUCUCGAAGCUUCAAGGCGCGUUUUAUACGAACCUUCGUCAGCAGGCAGCUUGCAUACGAAGCAUCGAUGCCGCCUGGCGCUACCUGGUCGACACGUUGCAGAUUCCCCCGCAGCAGAUCAUCAUCUUCGGGAGAUCCAUCGGCUCUGGCCCCUCCGUGGAUCUCGCGUCUCGAAGAGAGGUGGACAUCUCCCGACACUCGCCUUUGAACGUGGCUGGCGUUAUUCUACAGUCCCCACUGGAAAGUGGUGCCAGAGCUGUGCUUGGGCACUUCACCUCCUUCGUGGGCUACCACCUCGACAUAUUCAGGAACUAUGAAAAAAUUGACAAGAUCACCUCGCCCGUUGCCAUUAUGCAUGGCACCAAUGAUGAAGUCGUGCCCUACGCCAAUGGUGAGGCCCUCUACAAGAAGCUGCUCAAUCCGUUUCCGCCGCUUUGGAUCGAUGGGCAUGGGCACAACGACAUGCCACAGGCGCGAUGCUUCACGUACGUGAAGGAGUUCAUCCGACACCUGAACAAGGGGAGGACCUAA
Molecule: messenger RNA, 747 nt
Organism: Symbiodinium natans
Lineage: Eukaryota; Dinophyceae; Suessiales; Symbiodiniaceae
Source: the annotation of a GenBank genome assembly